GCUGGUACGUGGUCUGGCAGUUGUUUUUGUCCAAAUUCAAGUUCCUGAGAGAACUGAUAGGGGACACGGGGUCCCAGCAGGGAGACAACGAGCCUGCAGAGACUGAAGCUGAGCAGGAGACUCCCCCCUCCCCUCAGAGAGGCAGGCAGAAAUCUGCCCGCCAGCGAAGGGCCCCUCCAGAGGACACAACUUAG
Messenger RNA from Merops nubicus (carmine bee-eater), 194 nucleotides. It is a transcript of the gene SMIM13, whose product is annotated as small integral membrane protein 13. The annotation marks the transcript as partial. The transcript has a single exon. NCBI's taxonomy places the organism in Eukaryota, Metazoa, Chordata, Aves, Coraciiformes, Meropidae. The record is from RefSeq and is a predicted model, not a curated record.